Physeter macrocephalus (sperm whale) is the source of this 993-nucleotide messenger RNA. Its product is annotated as hypoxanthine-guanine phosphoribosyltransferase-like. The transcript is spliced from 4 exons. Gene Ontology annotation, biological process: IMP salvage; hypoxanthine metabolic process; purine ribonucleoside salvage. Gene Ontology annotation, molecular function: hypoxanthine phosphoribosyltransferase activity; magnesium ion binding. Gene Ontology annotation, cellular component: cytosol. The record is from RefSeq and is a predicted model, not a curated record. Lineage: Eukaryota; Metazoa; Chordata; Mammalia; Artiodactyla; Physeteridae. Bases 1 to 993 code for a protein of 330 amino acids.
AUGAAGACCCACGGCCCCGGGGAGGAGUGUGACUUUGAGUUGGAAGAGCAGGAAACAGAAAUCACUUGCGGUUGGGCUAAGAAGUCCCCUCACACGCCGCCAAGUACCCCUUUCUCCCUGGGAAGCGGGAAGCGGGGGCAGAGACGGCGUAAUGGCACCCGUGCCAGUGACACAAAGUACUCUGUCCACUCAGGCAAAGGCUUUGUCCCCAGGGGAAGGAGCAAGAGUUCGCAACUUGAAUGUUCGCAUGUGGGGGACUUACUGUAUCUCAACGAUAGUUUACUCAAAGAGAAACCACUGGAGACUGCCCUCAGCCCACACGCCAGUCGGCUCCGUUAUGGCGACCACAGCCGCAGCAUCGUGAUUAGUGGUGAUGAACCAGAUUAUGACCUAUAUUUAUUUUGUAUACCUAAUCAUUAUGCUGAGGAUUUGGAAAAGGUAUUUAUUCCUCGUGGACUAAUUAUAGACAGGACCGAACGGCUAGCUCGAGAUGUGAUAAAGGAGAUGGGAGGCCGUCACGUCGUGGCCCUUUGUGUGCUCAAGGAGGGCUAUAAAUUCUUUGCUGACCUGCUGGAUUACAUCAAAGCACUGGACAGAAAUAGUGAUAGAUCUAUACCUAUGACUGUAGAUUUUAUCAGACUGAAAAGCUACUGUAAUGAUCAGUCAACAGGUGACAUAAAAGUAGUUGGUGGAGAUGAUCUCUCAACUUUAACUGGAAAGACUGUCUUGAUUGUUGAAGAUAUAAUUGACACUGGCAAAACAAUGCAAACCUUGCUUUCCUUGGCCAAGCAGCAUAAUCCAAAGAUGGUCAAGGUUGCAAGCUUGCUGGUGAAAAGGACCCUUCAAAGUGUUGGAUAUAGACCAGACUUUGCUGGAUUUGAAAUUCCAGACAAGUUUGUUGUAGGAUAUGCCCUUGACUAUAAUAAAUACUUCAGGGAUUUGAAUCAUGUUUGUGUCAUUAGCGAAACUGGAAAAGCAAAAUACAAAGCCUAA